This is a messenger RNA of Capsicum annuum, 2583 nucleotides long. RefSeq lists its product as uncharacterized. Bases 1698 to 2423 code for a protein of 241 amino acids. Gene Ontology annotation, molecular function: S-adenosylmethionine-dependent methyltransferase activity. The record is from RefSeq and is a predicted model, not a curated record. Lineage: Eukaryota; Viridiplantae; Streptophyta; Magnoliopsida; Solanales; Solanaceae. The transcript is spliced from 2 exons.
AUGGUGCUGGUGGUAAAGGCACUUGGGGAAAACUGCUCGAUACUGAUGGUGAAUCUCAUCUUGAUAAAAAUGAUCCCAACUAUGAUAGUGGUGAGUUUUUGAGAGACUGGAGUCAAUUAUAUGAGCCUUUAACAUCUAAGGGAGAAGGAAGCAUGAUCAAUUGAGCCAUUGAGGAACAAUCAGCUCCACCAAGGUGUGUUGAUUGUACAGUUUUGGCAUGUUAUUGAUCUUAUUGACUGUAUGAUCCGAAUACUAGAAGCUCUGAUUUGAUUUGGAGAGACUUCCUGUAAAUGUAAUGCUUGUUUUCCUUGAUCAAACUCCGGGCAUAUAUGGGUGAGGUGCGAUAUUGGAACAAUUUAAGGUAUGAUCAGUUUAUUUUUAAGUGAUUCAUAGGAGGUAAAGAACUUAAAUGUUGCAUCUUUCUCACAAUUUCAUUUUUAUGUUUCUUAGUAUUUUGUUUUGAGUAGGAUGUGGCAGGGUAAUUUCUUUUGCAAUUAGCGACUUCCAAUCAGUCCAAUUGGUUAGCGGUAAGGUAUGAUUUUACUCUAACCGUCUCAGAUCCUACUUUGUGGGAAUACACGGGAUAUGUCGUGGAAUCAGUCCAAUAAGGUAAUUAAAGUUUAUAGUUUCUUAAGAAGUGUGGGAUAGACAAAUUAAUUCACUUCACUGGAUAUCUUAUUGAAUUACUACUCUACUGGAUUACUAAUCUAAGUGUGGAAUACACAAGUUAAUUAAAAAAGUUUAACAAAGAUACACAGUUCUAGUAUCUUACGUCAAAAAGCUUGUCCAGACAAAAUUGACACUUAACAGUCAAAUUGGGAAUGAUAAAAAGCAUAUGGAAAAAAGCUAAAUAUAAUCAAUGAAGUAUUCAAUUUGAGUUUACAUUUGCCCUUUAUGUACCUUUCAGUCCAGGAAAGAUUAGCAUCAUUAAUUUUGUCCUAUAUUUAUCCCGUCUCUCUAAUGGAUGUGCAACUUGGCUGUGACAACUGCCAAAGUGGACCCAUGUAUGCAAACAAAAUAAUCAAGUUACACCUAAAUUAUCAAUUUGUUUAAAUGCUACCAUGUUCGAACAGUUGUAAAGAUCCAAAGUCCAAAUAUUCGUCUAAAUAAUUUAGCUAAAAUUUUCCAAAUAUAUUCCAAAAGUGAUCAGUUUUUUGGACGGAGCAAACAACAAUAAGAGGGGUAUUAUUUAAAACACAAAAUAAUAAAACAUGAAAAAAAAAAUUAUCUUUUCUUAGUUAUUGAAAAAAGAUAAAUAAAAUGAGAAAUUAAAUUAAGAAAUUUGGAACGGAUAAUUUGAGAUGAAGGAAGUAUCAACUAUUCCAAAAAGGAAAAAACCAUAGAAUUAUUUCCUUUCCUUUUAUAGUCGUGAUGUCGGAACUUUUUGAAAGGGAAACUUGGAAUUACCGGUAAAGUUUAAAUGAAGAUUUGGAAUAACUAGUAAAGUUGUUAUCAUAUGAUCAGAUUACAGUGGCAGAGUCAGAAAUUUUCUGCCAAUAAUUUGACUGAGAGUACACGACUGACCACACUUUGAUAUAGAUAGCUCCGGCGCCUAUGAGAUUAUAGGUUCAAAGAGUCUCGUGGUCCAGCCCACCCACAUAGAGAAUUUUGCAUACACGUUAUCUACGUAUAGAAUUCUCCAUACACAAACCAAACCAUCUAUCUUCAAAACAAGAAAUCCAAUUUUUUUCCGAAUCAUGUAUAAUGCAUCAACCAUGAACAUAAAUCUCCAUAAACUUCCUUUCCUCCUUUCUCUCUUCCUCUUUCUUUCCUUUUUAGCAUUUCUCUCCUUGCGCUCUCUCCACAAACCCACCGUAUUACUUCCACCCGACCUCCGUAUCCGACCCGGUUACUCAUCCUACGAUGCAUACAUCGAGCGCCAGCUCAACAAGACCCUCAACCCGAAACUCCGACAUAUUUGGACCACCCGAGAUUGGAAUCGAAAGGUCAAGGUCUUCUCCGAAUUCUUCAACAAUCUGAGAGUUGGAGGUUUUUUAUUCAAUAACUCGAAAGCUCUUUGCAUUGGCGCGCGGGUCGGGCAGGAAGUAGAGGCAUUAAAACGGGUCGGAGUUGAUGAUUCAGUCGGCAUUGAUCUGGUGCCGUAUCCACCCUUGGUUAUAAAGGGCGACUUUCAUCAUCAGCCGUUUGAUGAUGGGAGUUUUGAUUUGGAGUUCUCUAAUGUGUUUGAUCACGCGUUGUAUCCGUUGAUGUUCGUUAGGGAGAUCGAACGGACGUUGAAGCCUGGUGGGAUUUGUGUGUUACACCUGUCGUUAUCUAGACGGGCGGAUAAGUAUUCCGCGAAUGACUUGUACAGUGUGGAACCACUUAAGGAAUUGUUCAAAGUGUCUGAGUUGGUUGAGGUGAGACGUAUUGAUGGAUUUGGUUUGGAUACUGAAGUGGUUUUUAGGAAGAAGAACAAGUAGUAAGUGAAAACGAAACAUCUUAGAUCAAUAGCGUGGUGAGAUGCUCCAUCCCUUGUGUCUAAUUCUUUCAUUCGUAUCUAUUUCCUUGUAGAUUAUUUGAAGAGACAAUGUAAACGACUAUGUUCAGUUUUUAAAAGGUAUUUGACUAAGCUUAUAACUA